Molecule: messenger RNA, 1667 nt
Organism: Cuscuta epithymum
Lineage: Eukaryota; Viridiplantae; Streptophyta; Magnoliopsida; Solanales; Convolvulaceae
Source: the annotation of a GenBank genome assembly
UACAACUGUACGAGUGCAUAGUUGCACACGGGAUCGUCUAGAGAGGCCCAUAGUUCAAAAAAAUCGUCAAAAACAUCAUUUGUUAUACAGCGGGCUGGGCUUCUCUUCCGCGGUCAGCCUCUUCCUCUUCACAACUGCUUCUCCAUCGACCGAGACGACCCACAGCCAAACGCCCAGACAGGGACGAGCUAACGAGCAACGACUGCACCGGAGUCCAACCCACCGCCUAUCGGUGCUAGCUCGUCCCAUCUGCGCCGCACUGCUUCCCUGCGCUCUUAUCCCACUAACGCAACAAACAUAUCCAUGAACUCUAGCUCUACUUACCGCCGUGAAGAAGAAGAAGAGGAGAAUGAAUUCGGCGAAGAGGUGUUCCUCGAAGAAAGCGAUAUCAUACAGGAAAUCCCAGUGGAUGAAGAAGAGCUUCCAGAUGCUGAUGAAGAUGGAGAUGAUGAUUACGGCAUUGAGGGAGCAGCAGAUGAAGACGAUUCCGUGCAUAUUUUCACAGGCCAUACCGGUGAACUUUACACUGCCUGCUGCAGUAGCACAGAUGCUACUUUAGUUGCAACGGGGGGUGAAGAUGAUAGAGGAUUUAUGUGGAGGAUUUGUCAAGGAGAUUUUGCUUUUGAAUUACAAGGUCACAGUGAGUCAGUAUCCAGCUUAGCAUUCAGUUAUGAUGGCAAGCUGCUUGCAUCAGGAAGCCUCGAUGGGCUUACAAAAGUUUGGGAUGUAACUACGACAACCCUGAAGCGCACACUUGAAGGUCCAGAUAAGGGAAUUGAGUGGCUCAGGUGGCAUCCUAGAGGACAUUUGGUCUUGGCUGGGUCAGAGGAUGGCAUUGCUUUCUUGUGGAAUGGUGACAAUGGUGCUUGUCUUAAUACAUUCACAGGUCAUGCACAAAGUGUGACCUGUGGUGAUUUCACUCCUGACGGUAAAACAAUUUGUACUGGAUCAGAUGAUGCCAGUUUGAGGGUUUGGAACCCACGAAGUGGUGAAAGCAUCCAUGUUGUGAGAGGCCAUUCAUAUCACAGAGAUGGACUGACAUGCAUGGCAAUCAGUUCAGAUUCAACACUAGCUCUUACUGGCUCAAAGGAUGGCUCUGUUCACAUUGUGAACAUUACAACUGGGAGGGUUGUCAGCUCUUUGAGCGGUCAUUCAGAUUCAAUUGAAUGUAUUGGACUUUCUGCAAGCAAUCCUUGGGCGGCAACAGGAAGCAUGGAUCAGAAGCUCAUUAUUUGGGAUCUACAACAUUCAUCGCCUAGAUGCACGUGUGAACAUGAGGAAGGAGUCACAUGCUUGAUUUGGCUUGGUAAAUCAAACUAUGUUGCUACAGGCUGUGUUGAUGGGAAAAUAAGAAUUUGGGAUAGCCUUUCUGGUGAUUGUGUGAAAACUCUAAGUGGACAUUCUGAUGCCAUUCAAUCUCUAGCUUCAUCUUCAGAUGGUGAUUACCUUGUUUCUGCUUCAAUUGACAGGACUGCCCGUGUGUUUGAGAUAAAGGAGUUCAAGUAACAAAAAAUGCUGAAUUUUGUCAUGAUUGACAUGUACUAAUGUUUUGUUUUUUCUUUUACAAACUGUUGUAACUUAUAUAUAGAGUUUUUAUAUUGCUUCCCAUUUUAAACAGAUUCUUGCAAGUUGCAACCACAUGGGUUAUUAGUCUACUUAAAAUGAAC